GAGGCGAUGAUUGCCAUCAGCACCCUCAACGGCACGGAGCUCGGCGGCCAGGCAUUGCAGGUGGACGCGUGGGCCAAGCCAGAGGGCGCGGGCACCCCGCAGUGGACGCCUGCCCCAGGCGAUUGGAACUGCCCCAGCUGCUCGGACCUCAACUUCGCGCGCAACGUGGAGUGCAGAAAGUGCGGCACGCCCCGGCCAGCCGAUGCAGGACCCGCGGCAGCGGGCCACCAGCAAGUCGGUUCGGCGCGGCGCAGCAGCAGCAAGCAGAGGUUCAGCAGCAGCGGCCUGCGGGGUACGGAGACCGCAGCCUGGACUGGACGUGCCCGUCCUGCGGCUACCACGUCUUCGGCCACAACCACCAGUGCCGCAAGUGCGGCACGUCGCGGCCGCCCGACGGCGCGGGCGCCAUGUCCCCGCAGGGACAGGCGCAGCAGUGGCAGCCGCAGGGGCAGCCUCAGCAGUUCCAGCAGCAGCAGCCCGACGGCGGCGAGGACGGCAAGGGCAAGGGCAAGGGCAAGUUUCCGUCGCAUCCGGGCGACGUCGCGGAGCUGGAGAAGCAGCUGGCGGCAGCGCGGCAGCAGCUGGCCACCGGAGGGAAGUCUGAGAGUAACGCGAUGGAGGUUGACGUCGAGAGUGGAGAUCUGCCGCCGCAGACCCCCGCUCAGAUCCGUGUUCGGCUGGACGAGAUCGAUGAGGCCAUGCGGGCAAUCAAGGACCUCAAGGACCCCUGCUUCGAGAAGGCUAGGAAGGACUACGAGGUGGAGCGCAAGCGGCUGCGGAUGGACUUGGAGGCGUCCAAGCCAGUGCCUGCGCAGCUGCGUUCUUUGUCACUCCAGCCGGCCAAGUGGAACACCAAGAAGGCCAAGCACGAGGGCCUGCUGGCGGCCGCCAAGAAGGAGUUGCAGAAGCUGCAGGAGACCAUCCGCGAGCAGGAGCAGUUGGUGGUCGAGGCUGAGCAGGCAGGCGAGCUUGUGGCAGCCCUCGGCAUCACGGUCGACAAACUGGGAGGCAUCUUGGCAGGACUCGGAGACGACGGUCACUUGCAAGCGAAGUUGGACUCGGCCUUGGAGGAGGUACGGGUACUGGAGGAGCGCAGGAGACAGGGGCGGACGACACCCGAGGCAGCACAGCAUGCGAACUCUGAGCCGCAGCGGGAGGCCGCCCCUCACGACGAUGCCAGGUCUGAGCCUGGAGGAGUCGACGUACCAACACCAGACGACACGGACCUGGAGGAGCUGCGUGCUUUCCUGGGGCACGCUGGUGUUGCUGUGCAGCCCGAGGCCGACGAGGCAACGAUCCGUGGGAGCGUUCGCAAGCUGGCCGAAGGGCUCAAUGAAUGGAGAAGUGAGAAGCGUGCCAAGGUCCAGGAGCCUGGCGGCAGUGCUGCUUAUGUUGAGGUGGCCAGGGCGCACUGCCUGGGUCGGAGCGGCGGCGGCAGUGCCGAGGGCCGCGGCAAUGGGCGCGGAGGGCGAGCCGCGGACGCGCGGGUGGCCGAUGCCUCGUCCCACGCCCAACCUCCUGCUCGAGACGUCGACGGACGCCCAGACGCGAUGCUGCACGCGAUGGGCCAAGCCAUGGCGCUGGAGGCCUAG
Messenger RNA from Prorocentrum cordatum, 1592 nucleotides. NCBI's taxonomy places the organism in Eukaryota, Dinophyceae, Prorocentrales, Prorocentraceae. The record is from the annotation of a GenBank genome assembly.